Messenger RNA from Phaeoacremonium minimum UCRPA7, 564 nucleotides. Its product is annotated as putative mitochondrial import inner membrane translocase subunit tim-22 protein. NCBI's taxonomy places the organism in Eukaryota, Fungi, Ascomycota, Sordariomycetes, Togniniales, Togniniaceae. Gene Ontology annotation, cellular component: TIM22 mitochondrial import inner membrane insertion complex. Bases 1 to 564 code for a protein of 187 amino acids. Gene Ontology annotation, molecular function: transmembrane protein transporter activity. Gene Ontology annotation, biological process: protein insertion into mitochondrial inner membrane. The transcript is spliced from 3 exons. The record is from RefSeq and is a predicted model, not a curated record.
AUGAGCAUACCAAGUAGCGGCUUGCCAGGCCUUCCCGGCAGUGCGCCGGCGAUGCCGCAAGGCAUGGAUCCAAAUGACCCCAAUGCCAAGAUGAUACAAAACAUGCAGAAGCUCAUGGAAUCAUGUUACGCUAAGACUGCGAUGUCGGGAGUCGCCGGAUUCGGUCUAGGAGGUGUCUUCGGAAUGUUCAUGGCUUCGAUGGCCUACGACACCCCCUAUCACACCGCCGGCGCGGGACAGCCCGGCGCAGCCGGCCAGCCGACGCCGCUGUCGUCGCUACCGCUCCGCCAGCAACUGCGCGUGGGCUUCAAGGACAUGGGGGCACGCAGCUGGAGCACGGCCAAGAACUUCGGCAUGGUGGGCGCGCUGUUCUCGGGCAUCGAGUGCGGCAUCGAGGGGUUCCGCGCCAAGAACGACCUCGCCAACGGCGUGGCCGCCGGCUGCAUGACGGGCGCCAUCCUGGCGCGCAACGGCGGCCCGCAGGCGGCGGCGCUGGGGUGCGCGGGCUUCGCGGCGUUCAGUGCGGCGAUUGAUGCGUGGAUGAGGGCGCCAAAGGAUGAGUGA